Molecule: messenger RNA, 1559 nt
Organism: Rhagoletis pomonella (apple maggot)
Lineage: Eukaryota; Metazoa; Arthropoda; Insecta; Diptera; Tephritidae
Exons: 3
Coding region: 218-1036 (272 amino acids)
Molecular function (GO): sequence-specific DNA binding
Source: RefSeq, a predicted model, not a curated record
AUGUAAUACUUCUAUAUUGGCAGUAUCUACAAGUGCAGUCAGCAAACAUUACAGUACAGAUAUAUAAAAAAAGAAAAAGAAAACCGAGUAAUCGCAUUUAAGAAAUGACACUUGAAUUCAAAAUAAAUCGCAGAGGCGGAACGUUAAAAAAAAAUAAAAAAAAAAUUUUGUGUUUUCAUUAAAUUUUAAGAAUUUUUCAAUAAGUUAAACUGCAAAAAUGUCGCACAGCUGCUUUUUAUGUGAAAAAAGAAGAGAUAAAUUAAAUAAUAUAGCUUUACAUGGGUGCGUUGCAAAAGUUUCUAUCAAAAACAUCUUUAACAGCUUUGUUUUAUACAGAUUUCCAAAAGACGUAACUGUUUGCAAACAAUGGAUGCAGGCAUGCGGCCUGAUGCCCAACGAAGUUGUUAAAAAUGUCCGAAUCUGCAGCAACCAUUUCAAACCAAACGAUUACAAGACAAAGAACAAUGAGGUUGGCAGAAAAUGUUUGAAAAGAAAUGCGAUUCCUUCGAUGCAUGCUACAAUUGCAAGCAUACAAAACGUGCCGGCCACUGAAGGGCGAGAAAGUAAAAGUUCGGACAUUACAGAAACCUCGCCUGUAAACAGAAGGCACUUUGCUGAACCUCGUUUUGUUUCAGAAAUUCGUACUCCUGACGUUUCCACCCCAAAACGUGCCAGCCGCAUUAUAUCGUUCGUUAAACGGUCUUUCGAUAAGAAAAUUAAAAUAAUCAAAACGCUUCGUAACAAAAAAAAAUUAUUUAAAAAAACGAGUUACUUGUCUGGGAGAAUUGCUUGGACAUUUGCGAGAAAAAAACUUAAUAGAUGCGGAAACGGAAGAAAUGAUGGAUUUAAUUCCCGAAAAUGUAAAAGCGAUGGUGGCACGAAAGUUAAAAGGAUCGAAAUGGUACACGAAGGAAAUAAGAAGUUUUGCUCUUACGCUUCAUUUCUACUCGCCAAAAGCAUAUCGGUAUAUUCGCGAAACGUGGAGGAAUAUGCUACCACACCCUUCAACGCUUCGCAAAUGGUAUCAAAAUAUUAAUGGCUCUCCGGGAUUCACACAACAAGCACUGGAUGCUAUCGCUCUGCGCGCGAAAGGACCAAAGCCAGUAAUAGUAAAUCUCGUAUUUGAUGAGAUGGCUAUUAGAUAGCAAAAAAUAUACAACCGGAAAGGCUUUGAAGGAUGUGUAGACUUAGGUACGAUGGACUGCCAUACAGAGUGUGACUCGGCUGCUGUGGCGAAUAACGCGCUUGUAAUAUUGACAGUCUCCUUAAACGAGCAUUGGAAAGUUCCAAUCGGCUAUUUUUUGAUCCGGUCACUACGUGGUGAAGAACGUGCUAAUUUGCUGAAGGAAUCUUUAUAUAUGUUAAACAGCGUUGGUGCGAAUGUUUACUCAAUUACAUUUGACGGUGCAACCACAAAUUUAUCUAUGUGUAAAUGCUUAGGAGUAAACUUCAACUACGGUCCAUCAUUUAAACCAUAUUUUGUUAAUCCAGCAACUAAAGAAUUGUGCUACAUUUUCAUUGACUUCUGUCAUAUGAUAAAGUUGGUGAGAAAUUGUUUU